Molecule: messenger RNA, 16045 nt
Organism: Dermacentor albipictus
Lineage: Eukaryota; Metazoa; Arthropoda; Arachnida; Ixodida; Ixodidae
Gene: Jarid2
Product: Jumonji, AT rich interactive domain 2
Biological process (GO): chromatin remodeling; regulation of gene expression
Cellular component (GO): nucleus; chromatin
Molecular function (GO): DNA binding
Source: RefSeq, a predicted model, not a curated record
AGAACUGCGCGUCUUGUCUGUUAACCAAUGCAGGCACCAUGUCGCGCGUGUUGUGCGAUGGCUGUGCGUGAGGUUGUUUUGUUCCAGUGGCUGCUGUGUUUUUCUCACUGAAGUGUUUCACUGUCAAAUUUUAAGUGAUUUUGAGACGACAGCGAUGUCUACAGAACGAUAGUGAUUGAAGUGCUUGUAACAGUCGCCUAUGCAGUUUGGUGUGGAUGAACACCUUUCCCUGGGUCGGUGCGUGCGCGCGUUUUGCACUGAAAAUGCUGCCUGGACCGCGUCGGUAAAAUGCGCUCGUGGGUUAUGCUGGAAAGUUUUGCUUGUUGCUACCGUGACUCAGGAGCAUAUGAUUCAGCCCUGCAGAGCUUUGGCUGUCAAAAUGUGGGCAAAACGCCAUAACUCCUUGUGAAUAGCGACGGACAAGACGAGCUCGUUCUGGUUGGAACAAUGAAGUGAAUGUGAAAGGUGAAAUAUGAAGUCAGCUUUCAAAGAACGGCAGCUGUCCGAUUACUCGGCAACAUCACAGCGGCCUAAGCGUAAUGCUUCUACAAAAGGACUGGGAUGCAGCAAUGGUCUUCACUGGAUGGAAGAGAAGCAGCUGAAGAAAGCGCUGUAUGCUUCACUGAAUGAAACCAAAAAAGCUCGGUUGUUGGAUGAGAAUACAUCAGAAGAUAGCCGGGAGCAGACGCCCAAAACUUCAGUAAGCGCAGUUGUCACAAAAAAGGCAACUGACACCGAUUCUAAAAGGAUAAAAGUACAUGCUCAGCGCAAGUUUGCUCAGGGUUCCAACCCAAGCAGUCCCAUGCCAACGCCAGUCAAGCUUCUGCCACCAUGUCGAGACGCUAGAGAGACAGUGAGCCAACCUUCAACACUGCUGCCCUGCAAGCGGAGACCAAAAACAGAAGACUUCCUUACAUUCCUUUGCCUCAGAGGCACAAGUGCUCUUCCACCUGCACUUGACUUUAUGAGUGGCACAGCUUUUCCUGGUUCAUCGUCCUCUUCGGAUCGAAGUAGCAGUCCUGAUCUUGAUGCACCAGUGACGUCAACCAGUGCUGAGAUUAAAGAUAGGGGUGCCAACGCAAAUUCACAUGGGGGAACUACUACUGCUGAGCUGCGCAGUGCAGCACAGCGUACUUCUGCACGUGUGUCGAAACAGGACCGACGACCCUUGAGGCUUGAUAAUGGGGAAGAAAAGCAAGGGACCGAGCAUAGAGCCAGCCGGUCUGCCACAGUGAAGAAGAUAGACAAGAAGAAGGUUGCACCUGAAAAAUUGAAGGAAGCAUGCAAAGCUGGCAGCAUUUCAAGAAGUCAUGGCAAGCCAAGUGCAAACAUGGCAGCACUGCAAGAGAAGUACAAACAGCGGAGGAUUGCACAGCGGUCUGCACCAUCUAGAAAGCCAUCAGCUUUAGGUCUUGGAGGAGGACAUGCCCUCAGGUCGCAAGCCACCCGUGAAGCGUCUCACUCAAGUUCAAAGGGGGCACUAAAAACUUCAUGCGUGAAGCCAAGGGAACAGUCAACCAGUGUGCCAAUAAUUCGACACCAGAUUUCAUCAAAAGAUGAGGAUAUGGCUGCUAAGAACCGAUUGGUGCUGAAAAGGCAGUUGAGUGUCCAGCUGACGCGCCUUCACCCACGCAUUGCAGCUGGCUUGCGAUUGCCCAUCAUGGCCAAUACAGGAACCGGUGUUGUUACACGUAGGCGCUCUGUUGGGAUUACACCACAUUUACGCAAAGCCAAAAUGGUUCCACCAAUUGUAGACUAUGAAUCGGAGAGUGAAAAAGACCUGUCGCCAUUGUCCCCUCCAAGGUCCCCUGUCAUCGCUGUUCAGCCAAGGUUACGAGCUGCAGGAAGUAAGACUCUUAACGCAUCACAGAAGCCAAAGGGCAAAAUUACUGCUUCAGCACCAGCAUCUAAGAAGAAGCCUACUUCUGUUAUUGCUAGGAAGCUGCUUAGUCGUGCCACAACAAGGAUGCGACCUUCAUCAAAAGCUCGCAAGGCUACUAGAUGUGCAAUGUUCAGACGCAAAACACGAAGCCUUGGUCCUGUAAAGGAAUAUCCGCUUGUUCUGGCUCUACCAACCAAGCGUGGAGCAGGUCGCUUCGGUGGUACAGUUUCAAAAAAUAAAGCUGACGAGCUUGCUGCGAGGUUUGCUAAAUCAAAAGCUCCUUUGACAAAGUGCAGUGAGUUAGUGCCAAUCUCAGCUAGAGCCAGCUCUGUAGCAGUAGAACAGAAGAUUAAAAAGGGCACAAUAUUCAGGCAUAAUGACAGCAUGGUAAAACGAUCCUCUCGUAGGAAUUCAAGCGAGUGUUUAAAGGAUACACGAAGCUUGAGACAGAGGGGUGAGGUUUCUGCUGCACAGUGUACACGUCAAACUCGUAGAGCAUCCAUUGGAGUGUCUGAAGAAGCACAGAAGGCCACUGUUGCAAAGAGACGUAGAACGGAAGGUAGCACUAGCACCACUGUGCCAAAUCGUGUGUUCUCUGACAGUGAUGAUGAACCUCUUAUCAAAAUGGCUGGGCGCCUAUCUGAGAAGAAAACUGGGUUGGUAGAUAAGGCAACAGAAGAUUCUAAUUCACAACAGAAUAAAUCUGGUUCUGCUCAAAGAUAUGGCGUUUUGUGCUUGCCGGCUCCUGGAAUUCUUUCACGCAGAAAAGCAGCGUCUGCUAAAAGCAAGAGUAAGCCCCCUCAAAUUGAUAAAUCGAAAUUGUUCAAGACAAGCCUGUCAUCUGAGGGUUUUUCAGAGCCAUCACCAUCAUCUCUGUCAGAAACCAUUGCAGAUGCUGCAGGAGACCCUCUUGAUACUAGAGCACACUUUGAAGAUCUGGAAUCAAUGUCCGGAGGUGUGGAGGCCUUAGAUGCCCUUGCAGGUGAAAUCUCUCAGGUUAUGUCAUGUCGCUUAAGUUUUGGCAGUGCACAGGAAAUUCAGAGUUUAAUGACAAGUGAGUUCUCUGGUGCUUUUGAUGAAAAUGUUACCGGUGCCAUGCUUCUUGGCACUCAAGAUAGUCGGUCGGCAUCUUUCGAAGGAGGCUUGAAUCUUCUGAAACGGGAUGAUACACCAUCUAAAAUUGAUGCGUCAACAAACACGAGCGAUGAAGGAAUGGCUCUGCUUGCAGCCUCAACACCUGAGGAAGUUGUCAUGACGCCAGAAGAGGUGUCUGUUGGAACACAGACCGGCAUAUGCACAGACGGGCUAAGCAAUGAUGCAGGUCUUCAGGCACUGCAACCAACUGCAAGGAGGCUCUCCUUUACUACUUCGGAAGCAAACAGUGUAGCAGCCCAAGAAUUCAGCCCUGAAAUACAGAAGUCAUCCCCUGCAUCACCAAAAUCAAAACCUACAUCGCCAGUGCAAAAGCUUGUGCCUCCUCUAAAUUGCUCGACAAUGUUUGAUGCAAGAGCAGACCAUACAAGUGUGGACCUAGCAUUGGAAGUCAAUGCUAGGAACAGUUCUAAGCAAACUAAUACUUCCUUAUCUGCGCAUGCUCCCAGUUCAAAGUUGGGAGUGGCAAAGGCUGUGCCAGAAAUGAAAGGGCUUCAUAUAUCUGGUGCAGCCAAGAGAACCACUGUUGAUGCGCCAGUACAAAGGCAUGGCUCACUCAAUCCAACGCUUGGAUCGAGGGCAAGCGUUGUAAGAGCAAGCGUUGCAAGAGCAAGUGUUGCAAGAGCAAGUGCUGCGAGGGCAACUGUUGCAAGGGCAAGUUUUGUGAGAGCAAGUGCUGCAAGAGCAAGUGCUGCAAGAGCAAGUGCUGCAAGAGCAAGUGCAGCACGAGCAAGUGCAGCACGAGCAAGUGCUGCAAGAUCCAGUGCUGCAAGAUCCUGUGUUGCAAGGUCAAGUGUUGCAACGGCAAGAGCUGUGAGAACAAGUGCUGUGAGGUCCAGUGUUGCAAGAGCAAGUGCCAGGGCAAAUGUCACGAGUGAUACAAGGACCAGUGAUACAAAGGCAAGCAAUUUGAGGGCAAGUGAUGUUGAAGCAACUGAUGCGAGGACAAGCAAUGUGAGAGCAAGUGUUGAAAGGGCAGGUGAUGUAAGUGCAGGUGAUCGAAGGAUGGGCAUUGCAAGGGCUCCCAAACCUUGUUCUGCCAAAAUGGCAUUCACUUUUACUAAAUCUGGACCUUCCAAAAGGGGCAAAGCAGCCUCAGACGAGACCAAGAGGAUCAAACUGACACCUUUGGACAGCAAGAAGUUUCCAAGUGUGUAUGACCCAGCGUGCCUUGUGGCUGCUCCUACAUACAGGCCCACAGCGGAUGAAAUGCGGGAUCCUAUUAGCUACAUUACCAAGAUAAGACCAGAAGCAGAGAAGUUUGGCAUCUGCAAAAUUGUUUUGCCACCCUCUUUCCAGCCUGAAUGCAAGGUGUUUGAUGACAUGAGAUUUACUGCUUACAAUCAGUACAUUCACAAAAUGCUUUCAAGGUGGGGCCCAAAUGUGCAGCACAUGGCUUGCAUCAAGCGCUGUUUCACUAACCAGGGUAUCACUGAUGACCAGCCGCCUUUGAUAGGUGGCAUAGAGCUGGACCUCUCUCAUCUAUACCACACGGUGCAGAACUUUGGUGGUAUACAGCAGGUGAUGGAAAAAAAGAAAUGGCACAGGGUAGCUGAUGCCAUGCACAUACCCAAAGCUGCACAAGACAGGGUGUCAAAAGUGGACGACGCCUAUUGCAAGUUUGUCCUUCCUUAUGACCUCUUGUCGGUCGAUGAGAAGAAGGCAAUUGAACGGCAAGUCGUGGCAGACAGAGACCGUCAAAUGGCUGCUGACAGUGAACCGUCGUCCACAUCAGCAGAUGAAGAAGAGGAGGAGGAAUUCAGUAAUGAGUGUGUUGCAAAGGUAUCGAGGCACUUUGCCAGUCGUGCUUCGCACGGACGCAUGAGGCAACCGCCAGCAUGGACGGACCAAAGCAACACACGCAAGGGCCGCAACAUGUCAUUAAGUGUGUUCUCCAGAGUAGCUCGCAACACAAUGUCAAUGUGGUACAAGCAUGAGCCUUCAACGGAGGAAGUAGAGAAAGAUUACUGGAACCUGGUAAUAGACCAGAGGCGUCAUGUCUGCGUCCAUGCAGGAAAUAUUGACAGCAGUGUUCAUGGCAGCGGCUUCCCAACUAAUCGGCUUGUCCAAUUCGCCAAGAAGAGGAAAUACACAACCACGAGCAGGCAUCCAUGGAACCUGAAGGUGCUCACCAACAACCCAGGAACUGUUUUACGCUGCAUGGGACCUGUGUCAGGGGUGACAAUUCCAACAUUGCACCUUAGUAUGCUGUACACAACCGGCUGCUGGUACAGGGACCCUCACUGCUUACCAUGGGUUGAGUACCUUCACACUGGUGCAAACAAGAUCUGGUACAGUGUUCCUGCACAUAGCUCAGACCGGUUUCGUGCAGCGAUGAAGGAGAUAAUGCCACAGGUUUGCAAGGACAGUGUUAUCUGGCUGCCUUCAGACUGUGCCAUGGUGCCUCCUCCUCAGCUUGUGGAACAUGGCUGCCCCUUGAGCCGUUUGGUCCAGGAGAAGGGGCAGUUCGUGGUCAUUUUUCCAGGCGCCUUCACCUCCACCAUUGCAUGUGGCUACUCUGUGUCCGAGUCUGUCUAUUUUGCCACCCAAGACUGGUUACUCCAGGCAGCAGAAUGCUUCGAGCACAUGAAAGCGAGCUGUGAACCACCGACAUUCUCCUUUGAAAAAUUGAUCUUGGGAAUUGCGACUGAACUUCGAGAGAGCCUAGAGACCUGUCGUUGGACCCUUCCACUGCUUCGAAAAAUGUGUGAAAACGAACAAAGGUAUCGUACCCAGCUUGUGGAGAUGGGUCUGAAGACAUUUGAGCGCCUUCGCUUUGAUGAAGCGGCAGACCCAAGAAAAGCAAAGCGGCCGAGGCUACGACCUGACAAUCACGAGUGUGACUUUUGCCGCAUCAGCUGUCAUGUCUCCAUGGUUGUGAGCAUGGAAGAUGACAUCUUGUACUGCCUAGAGCAUGCUGUGCAUUGCCUGCAGAGGAAAAACAUGAAGUCUUGGAAACUUCUUUAUACCUAUGACAUGGAUGAGCUCAGGUCCAUCCUGCGGAAGCUUGAGCAGCAUGUAGAGUCCCAGGACACUUCUCAAAUGAAGGUGGACUCUGAAUCAUCUCCACUGAAGAAAAAAAUUGCCAAGAAGAAAUGAACAGAAAGAAAUCAUCAGUCGAUACUGGAUGGUUCAUGGUGUAUAUUCCAAGGAAGUGUAUUGACACUGAAGUGUUACUAGAUAUCAUGGGGACAGCCGUUAUGUUCCGUGUCAGGAGCAGGGGUGAUACCAGUAUUUUUCUUUUUGUCUGGGCGGGCGGGGGGUGUAACAAGCAUGAUUCUCUAUUUCCGUUGGGGGUGCAGCAGGGUAUAGCACUCUGUCACUUGGCACUUCAUAGUUGUAGGAGAGGGGUGAUGAGGAGGAGGAAAAAAGACCGUGUUAAAGGGCCCCUCACCAGGCCCCAUAGCAAAUUUUAGUUAUAUGCUGGAAGUUGUUACAUGUCCUCUAAGGAGCGUUCUGCCGCAAAACUUUUUCAAAUCGGCUCAUUAAUAGCCAAGAUAAAGAUAUUUCAGUGCCGUGAACCCGUGACUUCAGUAGGCGGGCUCCACUGCCAAGCAAGACGCCCUCUCCACUCACCCCGUCUAGCCUACGCAAGCGAAAUUCCUUCCCUGUGUUCUCCCAUACUGGACCUCAAGAAUCGUGUGACGCACAUGUCACAGGCCCCGCCUAACACGACUAGCGGUAUAAUUCAGUGCUACACGAAUACUGAGGCAGAACAAGCGGAUCGCAGAGCAGGAUCACGUGCUGGAACAUGGUAGAAUAUGGCAUAGUUUCGGUACCUGCGCACAUGGCCGCACGAUCGUGGGAACAAGCAGAUGAAGCAGAAGUACAUCUCUCUUGCUUCGGUGCGAAGUAAAGCAAAAAACACACUGACACUCCGUUUGUGUGUUUGUUAUUUUUCUAAACUUCGAUUCGUCAAUUCAAGCAACAUAUUGCACAGGUAACAGAUGUCUUAAAUAAUUCUCGAAGUCGCAUGUCACCAUGAGCGACGUCACACUGCGGACACGAUUACGUAGGCACAGGAGCCCGACUACGUCACCGUCCCUCUCCGGGUGGAUUCACCGCGAGUGAAGACUGAAACGGCAUUCAGAGUGAAAUUUCAGGCCUUUCCGCGGUGCGUAGCGAUGUAAUACUUUGCAGACACUAUUGUUAUCGUGCAAUGUAUGCUCUGCACUUUUCAGCUCAAAAUGACCAGACCUGGUGAGGGGCCCUUUAAGGUGGUCGGCUGCUCCCACUCUUAGAACUACCCCUGGUUUAGAGCUGAUUGCUGCAUGGUGCACAAAAGUGUUCGUUUUGCUUUAAAAGCUGAGGAGUGAGUAGACAUGACUGCUCUUUUGUCUGCUUCACUGGUUGUCUGAGCUCUAUGUCAGCUACUAACAGAGCCAAACCUUUCAAGUGAAACAGAAUACACGAAGCACAGGACUGUGAUAUAGCUGCAUUGGUAAGGUUACCUUUAAACUCAAGGUGACAUGGUAUGUUUAUGUGCAACUGUACUAGUAUAUUGCUAUUUUGCAUAUUUCAUGCCUCCUAAUUUUCAUGAAGUUACAUGUUACUGCAGCUGGGUCAUAGCAUCAUGGGUCAAUUACAUUUUGUUACUUUUGUAUGUGUGAACUUAAUUACUUUGUGGCUCAGUGAAUGUGCUUUCUAAUGUAGUUAUAACCUUGGCAUCAUUGUUGUUAGGUUCAGCUUAUUUCUUUAGGUGUGUUAUGUCAUGGUUACCUGGUGUGCUUCAUUUUACUACUGUGGUAGCAAAGCUACUUUACUUCCUAUUUAAUUUUUUCCAAUGAUUCGAGCACAAAUAAAUGGUACAAGAAAUAUGCACACACAGACAGGACAACGCCCUUAAAUUGUGUUCUUUCUUUUAUAAUGCUUAUUUGCAAUACUGCCGUCAUAAGAAAUUGCAAUAGCAACUGGCCCAGGACCUAAAUGUGCUUUGUCAGUCUGUCAGCCUUUGUGUCGAAACAGCGCUAGUGCUAGUGCUAGUGUCAGUGCUAGAAGAGAAUAUGGUUUUGGCUUUGGAUUGUAGAAUUCCAUUUCAACUGCCUUCCACUUUGACAGCCCUACAAGUCACAUCUGUUGAAAAACCUGUUUUUGAGCCAUCUCAUGUGGUUUUACGAAAGCUCAAUAUAACAUAAUUCGCUGGUGUGAUAGUUGUAAAGGGAAACACUUGAUCAGGCUAAACUCGUAGAUUGCUCUUUCAGUAUUUGGUCAGCAUUUGUUCAGUGCAGAAAGGAUUGAUUAUAUUAACUUUGCACCUAAGCUACUUCACUGAUAAUGUUGAUACAGGAUUAUAUUUUCAUGUAUUUGCUCCGUCUUUGCGUAAGUGCCCACAAAAGUUGCUAAGAUGCAUUUUUCUCAUUUGCGGAUGUGGUGUACUAAUUAACAUUUAACUAGCCUCUUCCACACUCUGUCACAGUCUGCAGUGCCACAAGGAAUUGGUGCGAAAGGUGGCCUCAGUAUACAUGUGCUUUUAUGCCAUUUUCUGGCAUACAAAGCUUCCACUCAGAAAUAGUGACCUAUUCCGUAUUUAUGUUUGUAGUGAUUGGGCACUUGUAACUUCGUAUUUUCUGCCAUGUCCCUUUAAGGGGGGAUAGGGGUUUGAAAGCUGUCUUUUUUACUUUUAAACCAAAUUUGAUAAAAAGUUGGCAAGCUUGUUUAGUUUCUUUUGAAUGUAAAAAUGAAUUUCUUUUUUCAGGUUUAUUAUUGCUUAAGAUUAUUUUAAAAAUACUUUUACUUUGCUUUUUGAACAAUUUACAAUCAACAAUUGCACAUAAAUAUACAACUAGUAUAUGGAUAAAUACUGAAACGCAUAAGGCACACAAUGAUGGAAGCACUUUUAUGAUAGGGUCAUUGUUUCCUAUUUCAUAGCACACUGAAGUCCAAUGUUUUGAACAUGAACAGACAGUAUUCACACAAAAAAAAAACAAUUUAAAAUAUUUAGAGCAAAAUUUUAAAAAUCUUCCCCUAUCAUUGUGUGCUCCAAACAUCUGACUCCAUGCUGAAAAGAAAAAAAUGUUAUAAAUGACCUCAUCCUAAAUGAUGAGGUGACCUAAAGGGGCCCUGAAACACUUUUGAAACGUAAUAAAAAAAAAUUUUCCCAAUCUGUUAACGAGACUUGUGAAUAUGUGAGACAGAUAUUGCACUGUAUGCUACAGCAGAAAAUUUACAAUCUCGUGUCAAAAGCGGUGAACAGUCGCUUGCUCUUGCAUCUGCUACAUUGUCAUCGAAAGCAGUUUGCCAACCAACACUAUUGGCUGCUUUUGUUAUCGCGAGAACAUUGUCAGUAAUACAUAAUUGCUAAUUUUGAGUUAAAUAAAUGAAAAUAUAUGUAUAUCUGCGAUCUCAAAAAGACCAAAAAAUAAUUUAAUCUUUGCACUGCACAUAGCUGUGUCUGAUGCAUUGGCCCCUUAGAUGACAGCGGCAUGCUGCAUAGCGUAGUCUACUGCAACCACCAUGGGGUACUGUGACCAGUGGCGUAGCUAGGUCGUCUGGCACCCGGGGCCCAUAGGUCUUCUGUCACCCCCCCCACCCCCACCCCCGAGUGUAGCCGGCAAAAAGAGGGGUGUCUUCAGACGUAUAUGACACCCCCCCCCCCCUCCACAGGCCCCUUGCACCCGGGGCCCACGGCCCCCCGGCCCCCCCUAUUGCUACGCCACAGACUGUGACAAGCCCUUUCGUCGCCGCAACACUCAACUUUUGUCUGGAGCUUUGCUCUUUUGCCUUUUCCUGUGUAGCUUCUAGCGCGCUGGCAAAGACUAAAAGAGAAAGCCGGGUAUCGGUAUGAUAACUCCACUUAUAGUUGAAGGAUUGAAAACAUUGUUCUGGCAUGAGAUUCAUGGGACGGCAUACUUUAAUACUGAAGCCAUUGUAAGAUUAGUUAAAAACGUGUUUCAGGGCUUCUCUAAAGUUCAUUGUCCAUACACAUAUUUAGUAUAGCAUUGGUUGCAUCUGACUGCUGUUGCUGGUUUCCACUAAACAAUGCAGGAUUGAGCUGGAUGUUUUGUAUUGAUGUCCCGUUUGUUUGAUCACAUAUUGUGUGACUGUCCUUAGUAUGAUGCACAUUAACACACAUUAUCACAACACCUUAUCAUUAUCCAACACAUUAUCAUGAUUGGAUGAUCGGAUUUGAAGUGCAGACUUCCUGGAACAGCGACCUCAACAUUUAUCAACACAAAAGACUUUGCAGGUGCUACUGUGUUUUUAGGUUAACUGGCUUGUGUGAUCACAUUUGACCUCCUGACAUUUGCAAUGUGUGCGCAUGUGUUCAGGUAACCUUCUCUCAUUUCUAUUCCAUUUUCCUCUGUAUAGGAUAGCUAAUCGGGCACUUUAACUACCUCUCCAUAUUUCUCUCUUUCUCUCUCUUUCCAUUUUCUUGACUAAUAAGUGUAAUACCUAUGAUUGCAAGGAUAGCUGUAGCCCCAUGCAGGUGCUUUUUCUUGUAGAUAAGGGGAAGACUGCAGAAAACAAUUAUCUUUGGAUGACUUUCUCUGAGCAUAGGGUAAGAGGUAUUUUUUGUCUGCAGUAUUAUGCUCUGCAGCGGUAAUGAAAAGUCUAAUUUUGAAAUUAUUCAUUAAGCUGUGCUUUAUCAGAGUUUGUACAGCUUUAUAUAUGAAGCAAUAUAAAUUUCAUUUGUGUCAUUUGUAAAUUUCAGUGUCAUUGCUUGUGAAGGUGUGAAGCAAAUUCAGCACCAUGGUUUCCUUAAUCGUUGUCAGACACGUUUUUGAGGGCACACAUUGAGAAGCAAGACAAACCUCUGUCUCUGUUGCUCACCACUUUCACAUAACGUGAUUGAGAUAUUUCAAAUUUCCUGUAUAAAGGAGUAAAAUUAAGAGCACGAAACGGGAAGUGUUGCCGCUAUCACUAUUUAUUGGAACUACAUGGACUCACAGGAACGGUGGCUUGUCACGUGUCUCAGAGGAGACCCAAGCUCUUUUUUUGAUGCAUUUGUAAUUAAGGUAAGAAACAUGUCAUUCUUAACUAGGUCAUUGAGGUAAAAAGCAGCUGUAGCAGUUGUGGUAUUAAACUUUCGAAUUUUGGGCCUAACCAUCGUGCCUUGGCAGGAGCUUCACAUCUAAGUUUUGAAAUGCCCCUGAUCUAUAUUUUAUGCUCUGGUGCACACAACUAUUGCCAAGCUGCUCUGUAAAUAGCAUGUUCAUGUUAAAGGUUACAGUGCUUGGAGUUGUGUACAUAAUACUGUUAAACUGCAUGCAAGCCCACUUUUCAUGUAGAUAUGUAUUUUAAGCGUUUGUUAUUACAGUGAAAAGGCAAAACGGGCAGUAAUCAUAAAAAAUGAAACUGUGCUCUUGCAACCAUAUAAGCGCACACAAGAAUAAGGGCUCCAAAGGUGUGGAUUUCAACGUCCUUGCACUUUAUGCUUUUACAUUCACCCCGACCCCAUUAUUUUAAAAUCGCUUAAUACAGAGAGAGUCCACUGACACACAGCAAAAUAUUGCUAAAUGGUGACUGCCACAUAGUUUUAACAUUUCAGGGAACAUUUAGUGUUGAGGAGGCUUGCCAAAAUGUUAACCAGUCGUAGCACCUGCCUACAGCUGCUUAUUAUGUGCACAUUUUGUUGCUUUCAACUUUUGGAUGAGCAAAUGAAAGGCGAGAAAAAAUUUUGGAAGCAUUGGUUUAAUUUCUUACGGAAUACUAGCAGCAGUUUUUUCGUGCAUAUGCAAAUGUUUUGCAUUUUCAUCUGUAAUAGUUUGUUGUUUCAGUGCUUAUAGCAUGUGAAAAUCAACUUUGUUAAAAAUGUAAUACCAAUUGCUUCUAGAUUGCACACACUAAAAAAAAUUUCUGAACAGUUCUCGCUCUACAUAGUUAAUCAGCAUUGUGCAUGUUAUUUCAUGCAUUAUAUUUAAGACAUUGUCACCACAAAUCAUUAUUUUGCAUUGCAUUCCACUUGUUCAAACUGAAUCCAUGACAUUUUCUUCCUUUGACUUCUAUAUGCAGCUUCUUUUUACACGCACAUAUUUGUAUGUUAUCACUGCAGUUAAUUUAUAACCUGAUGAUCUGACUAUGAUUCACUGAGCUGUCAUUCCAGUAUUAACUUUCUUGUUGUAAUUUUAACAGACAUGAUUGUCAGGGACCUGUUGUGAACUUACGUAUGAAAAUUCUGUAUAAAAUCUUUACCAAUGCCACAUUUCUUUCUUAUUUUAAUGUAGCUUAGCUUUACAGCAAAGAAAAGUGGCCUUUUACUUUUUUUUGUUUUGUUUGUUUCAUUUGUACAUAGAAGGAAUUGCUAUGGUGAAUACAGUAUUUACUUUUUUUUUUCAUUUGUGCAUGUGUGUGUGUGUGUGUGUUGUGGAGGUUUUUGUUAAUGAUUGGUGCGUAAUGUGGCUAGUGUUCACCUUGUGUCAUUUGUAAGAGACAUGCAUGAAUUAACAUUAAGAUGUUCUCAUACUUCCUCUUUUUUUCUUGGAGAUUAUUCAUGCAAAGAAAUUCUUUGGCCUGAAGGCAUAUGUGCCUCUUUUAAAAAUAAAAAUGCCAAGGGCCAAGAAAAACAUAAUUGAUAUUAAUGCAUUUUGACCAAGGGGAAGGCUUUGGCCUAUUGUCAGCAUUAGUAAAAGCAUCAAGCCAUGGCUUGCACGCUUUAACAGUGUACAAUCAGUUUACUUAUCAAGUUGAUCCUGCCUUGCAGUUCUUUUUAUUACAUUCAGUUGUCUUUCACAUCAUUAUGUCACAGAAUAAUUUAGCCUGAUACAUAUUGAGCUGUGGGAAAAUGUAGGACAACACAUGCAGAAACAUCAAUCAAGUACUCAUUCUUUGCACUUUGUUUGGAAAACAAAAUAUAUUUCAUAUUAAUAUGCAUGUGUGGCCAUCAAGAGACAAGAUGGGAGAAUCAGAUAAUUGUUUUAUCCAGCAUAUUUAUAGAAAGUGAUGCCUCCUUUUAAUGUUCUGUAUUUGUCUGCAAACAUUUGGGCUUCCUGAAUUGCAAGUUCUUCCCAGAAUGUACUGUGUAACAUUAAGUGUGGUCAAAUUGUAAACUCUCGUAGCACAAGAAACUUAUAAUGAUCACAGACAAAGGUUUCAUCCACUUGUGCAGUAGUGAGAGAAACGGCUUGAGAAACAUCAAGGGCGGCACCUCUGGUAUAAGUAAAGAUUGCACUCCAGCUGUUAUAACCUAGAUUUAUGUUUCGGAUGUUGAUAAAGCUGUGUGCUAUGCAGUUACGCUACUGGUAGCCAGUACAAACAUUGCUUGCUGAUUACUUUAUCUAACUUAGCACACCAGGUUUUUCAAAUGGGCUAAGCACACAGAACUUUUCACUGAGUAGUGCUUUCGAAUUGUGCAAGCUUUGCAGUUUAGUCAUCACCUGUGUCUGGGGUUCAAGGUUACCACAGUAAACAGUGUAGGAGCAUCAACCAAAUUAAAGUUUUUCCAAUCCAUCAACCAACUUGCAUUGCCGCAUCAACUAUGACUUGAUAAUAUGCUGUUCAGAACAUGUUGCGCAUUCAUGGCGAGUUUGCUGGAGCUUCAUACAAUGGCUCACAUGCAGUGAUAUCUCAUUCAUUUGGUGCUGCAGUGAUAUGAGCUAUUAUAUUAUUUCGUGGUUUACUUUGGAGUAGCGAGAACAGCACUUGGUUGGUGCCAAACUAAGCAAAGGGGAAAAUACUUUGCAUAAAAGGGGUCAUGUGAGCUUGAGAACACAAAAUGUGUAUGCCCAGCACAGUCUUAAAAAUUUCUUGGCAUCUAGAUGAGGCAGCUGUGUAGUUUCCUGUACACUUAGUAUGCAUGGUUUGUAGGCAAUAGGCACAGUAAUGCUUGUUCAGAUGUUGGGUGAACAUCCCACAAACUUUUGUCCCCGUCUCCAUUUCAAUGUUUCUUUUCUACUCUAAACACUUUUCUACUCUGCGUUUACAGGAGUGAUUUAUUCAAGGCUCAAGGCCUUAGCUUUGAAUGUAUCUUCUGAUAAAAUAUGUGCUAACACCUUUUUCUCUUGACAUUUGUUGUAUAUAAAUGGACUUCUCAAGAGAAUUUUUCUUCUCUGUGUGUAAAGGGCUCAGUUGUAACAGAAAGCAAAUGUUAAACCUGACUCAAGGUCUAACACUGCUCAUUUUUAGCAUUCAGCUGCUGUUCUUUUUUUUUUUAUCUGGCACAAAAUAGCAUCACAGUUCUUAUUUCCUCUCUUUUUAAUAGUCGUGAAGUGCUUUUAUUCAUGUAUCUGUGAAAACAAUAGUCAGCUAAGAGAUUUUGAUACUGCCAUGCUUAUCUUGCUUAGAGAGGGCUGUUUUUAUGAUGUUUAAUACUGUGGGGAAUAGCAUGCAGCAUGUCUAUUAUAUAUUGUCAUUUGACACAGGAAAACGGAGAUGCAUGUGGUUGCCACAGUUGUGAAAUGUUGUUAACGUUUAUUGUAAACAUGCUGGCUAUGUAAUUCGAUGAGACACAUGAAACUGAUUUUUGAUAUUGUGCUUUAAAGUGGUUUGCUUAUGUUAUAUUUAAGCUUUAGGCAUGACUUCUUGAUCUCUGAAUGUGUGUAUAUGGGGGGUAAGCAGCAUUCAUGGGUGCUUUGCGUUUUAUGUAAUCACCUAUGUAGCUAGCAGGUUGUUCUACAAUAACAGGGUACAGGUAAUUCCUGGUUCUAGAACCACCACUGUACAAAGCCAAAGACAGUCAUAACUUCUGUUAGGACUGCAAAGUAGCUCUCGAGUGAAAAUGUUGCUGUCAGAGCUUUUUGCAGAACUGAAAGCCAGUGUCGCAGAAUGCUAAGUGCUCACAGUAGUGCCUAAAUCUUGUGUUUGCACAAGCAGAUUAUAUUGGUACCAUUGACCAUGCUCUCCUUCACUUUUAAAUGUGCAAAUUAUGGUUUUAGUCUAGACUUGUGGGAAAUAUGGCAUUUAUUGCUAUUGUUAUGCCCAGUUUUUCCGCAUGGCCAAACAGUUCACAUUUCAGGCAUUGUGCUUCAACCAGUUGGAAGUUAUGAUUCUCAUAUUGGGACACCAAUGCUGUUUUAAGCAAUGAAGCUGGUUUUUUUAAAGAAGGGUGUAAUGCCCUGAAACUCGCAUGAUGUUUGACGAGUUUUAAAAAUAUAAUGCAUAUGUUCUGAGAACAUCUUGUGCAGCGCUGUAAUGAGUAGCUCAAAUGAAACUUGUACCAGGAACUGGCAUUUAAAUGGAAGUUAUUUCACAUUUUUUGUGCCUCAGCCAAACAAGUGAUUUUUCUAUCAACCAGAGCACACAUGAAACGCUUACCAUAACCGAUUUGAUAAAAUCCUAGUUCUAGACUUGUGGAGCUUAUUUUUCUUCCCCCAAGAUGUGGGCCUGUGUGUGGAAAAGACAGCAAUGGUGGUACAGUAACUAUUGAUGGGUGGACUCAUUUAUGUGCACAAAAUGCACAAGUGAUAAAUGCUGCUGGGACUACUACUGCUAUGGUAGAUUUGGGUAACAUUCUUCGUAACACAUGCUAUGCAAGGUCAUUUGACCAUUUCAUAUAGAAGUCUGCAAAAACUCUUGUCACAUUAGUCAUUUUCAAAGCACAAAGUGGUUUCAUGAUACACUUCCAUUGUUUCAUUCAAUGAGCGGUUCACCAUAGAUUGAAAUGACGAUUUUGCGUGUUUUAUGUGUACUUGAAUGUAAAUGUGGCUUUAUUAUUUACUUAAGAUAUUUUGAGGAACACAGCACAAUUUUUGCAGUGAACCUUAGCAGAUAAACUGCGUAGUAGGCGAUGACCAUGUUUGGACUUUUUUUCAAGACAUAGUGCAUGUAAAACAUGAGCCUGGAGAAUAUGUGCAUGGCAGUGGAAUUUCUGCAUCUGCUUCUUAAUAGUACAUGUCUCUAAGAGUCAUUGGCACAGCAUCAUGUUGUGGUGUCUUGACUGGUGAAUUGACUGAAGUAUUAUGAACUGCAGUGAAAUGUCCCUGAGUGUAAGACACUUUUGAUGCAUUCCUCGCGUAUCCUGAUGCAGUUUUGACAAGUUUGAAUGUCAUGUUUUAAGCAACUAUGGGGUGUGAUGUGGUGUUGAUUUUUGUGUAAAUAUUGGUAUUGAAAUAUAGUGUUUUCUCUUUGGAUUACCAA